UCUUAUCCUCUUUCUUACAAGCAAAUAAUCAAGUGAAAUUGAAAAAAUAUGGAGAUAAGCAAGAGUGUUAUAGUAAUGGUUGUGGUGUGCCUAGCACUAGUAAUAGGCAGCAAAGCACAGAGUGCAAGUAAUGUUAGGGCAACAUACAAUAACUAUAACCCACAAAAUAUUGGGUGGAAUUAUUACACUGCUAGCGUGUAUUGUGCUACAUGGGAUGGCAACCAACCUUUGUCUUGGCGCAAACAAUACGGUUGGACUGCUUUUUGUGGCCCCGUCGGUCCUCGCGGACAAGCUUCUUGCGGCAAAUGUCUUUUGGUAACAAAUAUGGCAACAGGAGCACAAACAACCGUAAGGAUAGUUGAUCAGUGCAGCAACGGAGGAUUAGACCUUGAUGUUAACGUUUUUAAUCAAAUUGACACCAACGGUCAAGGUUAUCAACAAGGCCAUCUUCAAGUUAAUUACCAAUUUGUCAAUUGUUAACCCUAACUCUCCCUUAAUUUAAUCACCCCAAAAAAAUAGUGCAUUCUAAGAGGGAUUAUGAUUUAUGUAUUUUUCACCUCAAUAAAACUAUGUCUUAUAUAUUAAUCAAUAUUUAUUUUAAGACUUUAUACUUUAAUUUA
Amaranthus tricolor (Joseph's coat) is the source of this 620-nucleotide messenger RNA. RefSeq names its product pathogenesis-related protein PR-4-like. Gene Ontology annotation, molecular function: RNA nuclease activity. Gene Ontology annotation, biological process: defense response to bacterium; defense response to fungus. Bases 49 to 480 code for a protein of 143 amino acids. The transcript is spliced from 2 exons. The record is from RefSeq and is a predicted model, not a curated record. Lineage: Eukaryota; Viridiplantae; Streptophyta; Magnoliopsida; Caryophyllales; Amaranthaceae.